Messenger RNA from Theileria equi strain WA, 1884 nucleotides. RefSeq names its product cyclophilin peptidyl-prolyl cis-trans isomerase protein, putative. The coding region runs from base 1 to 1884 and encodes 627 amino acids. Gene Ontology annotation, biological process: protein folding; protein peptidyl-prolyl isomerization. NCBI's taxonomy places the organism in Eukaryota, Apicomplexa, Aconoidasida, Piroplasmida, Theileriidae. Gene Ontology annotation, molecular function: peptidyl-prolyl cis-trans isomerase activity; protein binding. The transcript has 9 exons. The record is from RefSeq and is a predicted model, not a curated record.
AUGAGUAGCAAAGAGGAAGAAUAUGAAUCUUCUAGUGAAGAUGAGUAUGGACCAGCGCCAGCGCCUGUAGUCAAGAGGAAAAAGACCGGUAGGUAUACAGACUGUUUCUUUAUCCCUUGUACAGUUGAAUUCAAUGAUGAUCUCUAUUUGAGGCAUUUACCGUGCGCCAAUUUCUAUGAAAAGAGCUAUACGCAUAAGACAUUUAUCAAACAUGUCAUUGCAAGCCCAUCUACUCGUUAUAUUGCCACUGGAAGUGAUGAUGGGUCUAUAAAAUUUUGGUAUUAUGACAAGGAUGGUGUACAAUUUGUCAAACAUUUGAGCGCCCAUACAAGCUCAAUAAUACAGAUGCGUUCAUCUGCUGAUGGAUUCCAUCUGGGAUGUAUAUCAUAUGAUAAAACUUAUAAACACAUUGAUUUCUCAUCAUUUGAUUUGAUCAAUAUCAUCAACCUCGGUUUUGUACCUCUCUCGCUCGAAUUCGCCACUCCUCAUGGAGCUCCUCAUCCAAUUGUCUUAAUAGCGGAGAAUGGCACUCAAAAGAUACAUGUAUUCAAACCGACCCUGGAAUCGACAGCGAUUAAGACUGUUGAAAUAACUACAAUGAGUCCGCACAUAAUGUUAUACAAUAGCGUUACUGGAGUUUGUCUUUCUGCAAAUUCUUCUGGAGACGUUGAUAUUUUCGAUGCGGAAACAUUCAAAUUUCCCAAAAAAGCAGAUUUUGGAAUAUCGAUGAAAAGUGAUACAGAUUUGUAUGAAUUCAGAAAGUGUAGCACAUAUGUUGUCUCAAUGUCUCUUUCUCCCAAUGCGCAGUUUCUGGCUACAUACUGUCAUGACGGAAUGAUUAGGAUAUUUAGAUGCUCUACUAUGAAACUAUACAGGGUCUAUGAUGAAACUGUUUCAAUGUAUUCUGCUGCCCAGACAGAUUCUAAACUCUCUGUACUUCAUUUUGACCCGGUAGACUUCCCAAAGAGAAGAGCAUGUGAAGGUGAAAUUGCCAAAUCUGGCAAGGACGAGAUUGAAUAUACAAAUGUACUCUUUGAUGCUUCGUCCAACUACUUGAUUUAUCCAUCAAUGCUUGGAAUUAAAGUGGUAAAUUUGGUUACUAACAAGCUCGUGCGGGUCAUUGGGAAAUCGGAGGCAUCGUUGAGAUACAUGAAAAUUGCAUGUUUGCAAGGCAUCUUUAACAAAGUGUUCAAGAUAUCAAAGUCAAAUGAACAGUUGUUGCCACCGGUUUUAAUUUCUACUGCAUUCCAAAAAUCUAGGAUAUACAUUUUCACAACACGUGAUCCAGAUGACGAAGAAAUGGAAAAAAGAGACGUAUAUAAUGACAAAAUUACUCAGGACCAGGAAAUUCAACAAAUUGACAAAGGCGGUAAAUUGGCGCGGGAAGCCACAAUCCACACGAGCGUAGGCGAUAUCCACGUGAAGCUUUUCCUUGAUGAAUGCAAAAGGACUGUAGAAAACUUCACUGUACAUGCGCUAAACGGAUACUACAAUGGGUGCAUAUUUCACAGGGUGAUUAAGAAUUUUAUGAUCCAGGGAGGUGACCCUAACGGAGACGGAACGGGAGGAGAAUCGAUAUGGGGAACUGAGUUUGAGGAUGAGAUUCACCCAUCCCUAAAGCAUGACAGAGCCUUUACUCUUUCCAUGGCCAACGCUGGUCCAAACACCAACGGAUCCCAAUUCUUCAUCACAACUGUUCCAUGCCCAUGGUUAGAUGGUAAACACACUGUAUUUGGACGCGUGACAAGUGGUAUGGAGACCGUCCAACUCAUUGAGAGGGUGAGCGCCUUAGUGUCAAAUAAAGCAUGUAUGCAGGUUCCAACCAACAGUGACGAUAAACCACUUGAUGACAUUCGAAUUUUAAACAUUAAGGCAAUUCUAUAA